GACUUUGCCGCGGCCAAGGGCCUCCUCAGCCCACGUAAAGCCUUGGUUCCAGUCCAGCCUCGCGAAAACCCCACCCAAUUAUCUAUCUGAUUUUUUCUUGUGAUAUCUUCACCGUAUUUUGUAUUAUCCAUCGCUGUCUUUGUUGUGUUCCAUUGCUAUCAUGAUCUGUACCAUAGAUGAUUAAUGUCGAUUAAUUGUUGUAGACCUUUGUGUUGGUGUAUGUGACUGAAUAAUACGCGUUGACGCGUUUUCCAAGUGUGGCUUUGGCAACAUUUUCUACGUCUUUCCCCUUCCCUGUAGCCUCCACAGUUGCGUUAGACUAAUUUCUCUCUCAUUCACUCACGUCGUGUUCUUCAAAUCAUUCAGCAUAAUGAACCCAUGGCUACUUUGGAGCGCGUUAUCGCAUACUGCUAGGUCUUCGAUUCGGUAUCAUUCAACACUACCUGAAGCAUCUGACAAUAGGCUUAAAUUCAGGUUAUCGACAGCCCUACAGAUCUUGCUCUUCUUGCCAUUGACGCUAGCAACGCUUUCAACGCAAGCCUUUCUCUUGCUUUCACUUCUGCUCUCGAUCCACUCUCUCAUUCAUGGAACUCUCAUAUUGCUCUGGGGAUCCAAUGCGCUCUCCAUCAUGCAGGUGCCAAUGCACCCAUUUCUCCUUCUCGUUACUUUCAAUGCUUUCUCGCAGUCUGCACAGCCUUGGCUUGCCACUGCAGUCUAUUGGUGGGGAAAACUCCUCACGUUUUGCGGCCCUUCCUACGUGGCCAUGGAGGGUCUGUCUAGUCUAUUGUUCGCGCAGAAAGCGGGCCAAAUAGGCAGGGGCAUUGCGGAUGAGGCAGAAAGUUACCAGUUUGUGAUUCUCAUCGUAACAGCAGCUGCAUUCGUUGCAGCUGCGUGGUGGGUCGUCAUCGCAUACCCCGCAGCUGCCGCAUCUCCUCUGUCGUCCACGUUGUUGGGUGUAGCAUUGACAGCAUUCCUGUUCCUCGUUCUCAUCGGUUUUCGGUUACGACGCACCAACGUUGUCGAGGCCUCUCUCCUCGCACUCUUCCUUGCAUAUAACGUGUGGCUCUGCGGGUUUGAUCAAACAUCGUUCUCGGACCCUGCUUCCUCCUAUGCCCCUCUGCUUUCAAAUAUCCUUCCGCAUUUACAGACACUUGUAAACUUCAUCACGAAUACCCUCCCUAAGCCUGUACUCGUUGCGCUACUCUAUCGUCUUUCAAUAUUGCAAGUUGCAUCACGUAUUUUACCUACGAUCGGUGCUGACAACUGGGAGUCGGACCAAGGAGAGAUUGAUGGACGACCGACCUCGAUUAUGACGCGCAUCCUUCUAACGUAUAGACAACUAAUCUUUGUCAUGGUAUACUCGCACCUUCUUCUUCUUGAUCCUUCUUCACAAGUCUGGUGGCGGUGGGCGAACAUCAUGUUUACUCUGUUCCUGUGGGCUGUGGAACUUGUGGUCAGCCCUGAUGGGGACGAUGAUUCGGCAAAGUGGAAGAUUGAUUAGUUCUGUUGUCCGAUGUCCGGAGAACCCUAUGCUG
Suillus subalutaceus is the source of this 1535-nucleotide messenger RNA. RefSeq lists its product as uncharacterized. Bases 371 to 1501 code for a protein of 376 amino acids. The transcript is spliced from 5 exons. Gene Ontology annotation, cellular component: cortical endoplasmic reticulum; endoplasmic reticulum membrane; perinuclear endoplasmic reticulum. The record is from RefSeq and is a predicted model, not a curated record. Lineage: Eukaryota; Fungi; Basidiomycota; Agaricomycetes; Boletales; Suillaceae. Gene Ontology annotation, biological process: endoplasmic reticulum inheritance; septin ring assembly.